Drosophila obscura is the source of this 4010-nucleotide messenger RNA. RefSeq names its product mastermind-like protein 2. NCBI's taxonomy places the organism in Eukaryota, Metazoa, Arthropoda, Insecta, Diptera, Drosophilidae. The record is from RefSeq and is a predicted model, not a curated record.
GGUGCAGUGCGAGUCUGGAGAUAUAGUUCCCAUCUCAACGCCAAUCAGUGUAUUUUCCUGGUGCUUAUCGAGACGAUUUUCAUUUUCAGCUGCUGCCUCAUUUGGAUAAGGAAUUAGUUUUCAUCCUGUCGCGAUGAGAACUCUGCCAUUUCUGUUGGCGCUGACGCUGCUGGCCAUUGGAGCCGCCGCAGCAGCUUCCACCACCACCACCUCUACCACCACUUCUACCACAACAGCAAAGCCAAAGAGCGGGUCCAAGCCGAAGGCUGAGGCUGACAAGCCAACCAAGAAGCCAUCACCAUCACCAUCAAAGCCGUCGCCCACGACUGCCACCACACGGCAAUCGAAAGCGCUGAAGGCAGCAUCGAAUCCGGGCGAGAACCGCGGCAAGAGGACGCUCUACGACUUUGGCAAUGCCGGCUAUCUGUAUCCGGAGGUGGCCAGCAGGAGGUCAAGCUAUGUGGACAACACGGCCAGCUAUUAUCCCCAGACUGGCUACUACAGUGGACAGACCGCCAUUGCUCAAUAUCCAGGACACUUUGGUCCGGCAUAUGCGGCAUAUCCGCAGUACCUGGAGGCCCCUGAGCCCAUCAUCGAGAUCAUUAUCAAAGAUGCCAAUGAGACCCUGGCCGAAGAGCCGGCCCAGCCGAUAGUGACCAGGAAGAAGAAGAGGAAGGAGAAAGUCCACGUGUUCUAUGUGAAUUACAAGAAGGACCAGAACAACAAGCUGCACCUGGAGUCGCCGAUAGCCUCCCUGAACAACGAUGACAACGAGGAAGAGGAGGAGGAGGAGGAGGAAGAGGUGAUCCAGUAUCCAGUGACACCUCUGCCACCACUGAAACCCACCACCCUGCGCACCAUCAUCCACCCCGACUCCGAGAAGUUUCACAGCAACUCCGGAAUCCACGUCUCCUUCGGUGCGGAGAACAAACACCAGACUGGGCACAUUCUGGAGGAGCACGAUGCGGAGAGCAUUCAGCGCCAGGUGGUGGCUCUGCCGCUCCCAGUGAGCUCCACGGGCCUCAAGGCGCAGGAUGGCGGCUAUCCCGGUAACACCCGUGCCGACUAUGGCAGGGAGAGCAGCUUCGGCAGGAGCCCAGGACCCAUCGCUAAUCUGCUCUUUGGAAGUGGAGGCAGCGGCAGCUCCAACAACUACCACCAGCAGUCACCACUGCACUUUCAGGGCCAGCAGCAGCUUCCCACGCAGCACGGAAGCAACUAUUUCAGACCCCCCUCCGCCCUGGUGGGACCUCCGCACUCCUAUCAGAAGCCAGCGCCACAGUCACAGUCACAGCCACAACUGCAACAGUCACAGUCACAGCCACAACUGCAACUGCCACAGCAGUCGCGUCCCAGCAUCACGCAGCAGCAGCUGCCAUCCACCUCGUCCCAGACGAUCUUCAAUAAGCUGGUCCAGCAAUCGCAAUACUACAUCAAUCACAAUCAGCAGUAUCCGUCGCAUGUCCAAAGUCAGCCAAACCAGCAGCAGCAGUACCAGAAGCCACCCCACAAGCAGGUCCAGGUGCCGUUCUUCCCCACGAUUCCGCCCAAGACGCAGGACCUGUCCUCGCGACCCAGUCCAUCGCCGUAUCAUCCCAUCAAGUUCCGUCCAACGCCGGCUCCCACGUCGCACAUCAAGCCCUUGCCGCUGCCUGUAAAACUGGACAAUGCAAACUACCAGCAGCAACAGCAGCAGCAGCAACAUUAUCAGCCACAGCAGCAACAGAAGGUGCCACAGCCACAGCAACAGCAACAUUAUCAGCCACAGCAGCAACAGAAGGUGCCACAGCCUUAUCAGUUCGUUCGACAGCCCCAGUUUGUGCAGCAGCCGCAGUUUGUGGUGCGCUCACCCACGCCUGUGCCGGAAUAUUAUCCGCAGCAGCAACAGCAACAAUCGCAGCAGCAUCGUCAGCAUCAGCAGCAGCAACAGCAGCAACAGAAGACCAUUCAGAGCACCCUCAACUACUUCGACAUCAAGCCAUCCAAGGAGACAGAGCUAUUGAAGUCCAUACCCAAGUACGAGCAGCACAUCAUCGAGACCGUGCAGAACCCCAUUACUCCCUCCAAGCAGCAGCAGCAGCAGCAACAUCAUCAUCCUCAGCAGCAGCAAUUUAGUUACAGCAGCACACGUAAUGAGGUGAUCCAUGAUGUGCCCGCUCCGAAUCUCGCACCCUCUGCCCAACAGCCAGUCUCAGGCCAUUACAUAACCGCUAGCUCAGGGAGUACCCAACAGCAGCAGCAGCAGCAACAGCAGCAGCAGCAGCAGCAGCAGCAGCAAUCUCACUUCGGCAGCUUUCCCAGCGAGGCUCCGUCUCAGCCUCCCGUCUAUGCAGAGUCCACGCAUGGCCAAAAAGUGAUGGUGGUCACACCCGUGCCCCCAUCGGCCAACUUUGUGACCUACAGCCAAUACUCUCAGGCGGCCAAUGAGCCCGUGGUCCAUGUAAACUCCCAGGCAGCCGCUUUGCAGACCCAGGCCAGCACUCACUUUGCUCAGCAGCCCCGGCAGCCAGCUGGCUCCCAGAUCAGCGCUCCCUCCACGGACCACUCGCCCUUCAGUGUGUCCACCUUCCACUCGGAUGUGUUCAAAGAGCUCGAGCAGCGAAACCAGCAGGAUACGCAGCCACAGCUGCAGUCACAACAAGUGCAACAGCAGCAGCAGCAGCAGCAACAGCAGCAACAGCAGCAACCACAGCAACAACACCCAAGUGCCGCUUCAGUUCCAGUUCCAGUGCCGAUUGCUGCCCCAUCUGCUUCCUCUCCCAAUGGAAAGGCCUCGCAGACGCUGCUCCAACUGCCCGACGAAGUACCCGAAGAUCUGCGCCAGCAACUCUUCUCCUCUGGCAUCCUGAACAACGCCGACAUCUCGAUCCUCGACUACGACAAGCAGGGGGACAUUGCCCUGGAGAACCUGCCCGCCGAGCAUCUGCAGCACUUCUAUGGAGCCGGCGGCGGCGCCCAGAUUGCCGAGACCAACAAGGUGCUCACCGUGGUCAAGCCAAAUGGGGACAAGGUGGCGCUCAGCGAGAAACAGAUUGAACGCGUCAAGCAGAGCAACUCCCUGCCCCAGAAGCAGAAUCUGGACGUAAAGGUGGUCCGCUACGAUGCGGGACAAGGCCAGAGCGUCAGCGAAAAGUACGUCCGCACCGAUGCCACCGUGGUGAACCCCGUGGACCUGACCGAGCGACAGCAGUACAACCGCUACCUGCCCCUGAAGAUAAACGGAGCCCAGUUCCCCAUUCCAGACAGCGAGGAGCUACUGGGCAAGAAGAUCGUCAGCGUGGUGGUCCUGGCGCCCGUCGAGGCCCAACCAGCGACGACGAGCAGUGAGGGGCGCAGUGUGGACAACAAGGAGGUCAAGUUCUUGGGCGGCGAUCUCAUCAAAACCUUGGUGAAGAAGCCCACCAAGGACAACUUCAAGCGUUGGCUGGAGAAAGAGGCGCGCACGGACCUCGAGCUGCAGUCCGUUGUCCUGCUGGUGACCAGAUCCAGCGACUCAGCCGCGGAUCCGGAUCAUGAUCAGGAGAUCUUCAUGUAUGACAUCGGCACGGGCAGUAUCAAUCGUUUGAAUGGGGAGCUCUCCAGCACGUUCGUCAGCGUGGCCGAGGAAAACGCCAGCAGCGAGGAUCUUGAGCAUGCCGCCACCCUGGAUCCCAGCUCGCUUGAGUCCAUGAUGCACCUGCGGCGCAGAUAGAUUGAGUCGCCAUCGCAGUCCACAUGAAAAUGCCAUUUAGCUACUCUUCUACAUCAUCGUGCGCCCAUUCCACAAUUUCGCUUUAUUUUUUUUGUACCCCUCCUUCCUUAGUUUUGUGUUCACUAUCUUCUGUUCUGGUCUCUUUGAUCUAUCAUCAGGUUGCACAUUUUCCACCAAAAGAAAAGAGAAUCAUGCUUCAUUGAUCACGGCAUUUCAUUGCAUCCCCUGCAACUCCUCUCGUAGUAUUUCCAUUUUGUAAAUAUUCUAUGCUGAUGUUACAAUUAUCUUAAUUUAAGCUAAUUUACGUAAAACAAUCAAA